Gongylonema pulchrum is the source of this 798-nucleotide messenger RNA. The record is from the annotation of a GenBank genome assembly. NCBI's taxonomy places the organism in Eukaryota, Metazoa, Nematoda, Chromadorea, Rhabditida, Gongylonematidae.
AUGUACGGGCAAAUAAUCAUUGGGGCGCCGGGCGCCGGUAAGACGACCUACUGCGAUGGUAUGUGUCAGAUUGUGUCGCAGCUCGGCCGUGCGGUGGUGUGCGUGAAUCUGGAUCCGGCCAACGACAAUCUGCCCUAUGCAUGCGAUGUGGACAUCCGGGAACUGGUGAGCGUGGAGGACAUCAUCGCUCGGCUGAAUCUCGGCCCCAACGGUGCACUGAGGUACUGUAUGCAGACGCUGAAAAGCAACAUGGAAUGGUUGAGGCUGAAAUUAUCAGGGCGCCAGGGAUAUUUGCUCAUUGAUUUCCCGGGACAGCUCGAGCUAUACAACAGCGACGAUUGCAUCACUUCCAUUAUUCGCACUAUGGAGAAAUGGGGCCAUCGACUUGUGGCCAUCCAUCUCAGCGACAGCUUAUAUUGCACUGAUGCGGGUAAAUUCAUCUCGGUGCUGUUGAGUGCGCUUUCUGUUAUGAUCAAUCUUGAAUGCGCCCAGAUUAAUGUGCUUUCGAAGAGAGAUCUGUUGAGGGAGGACGAUUUGCCGUUUAAUUUCGACUUCUUCGAGCAUUUACCCGACACGAAGCGUCUCACCGAACUCCUAGACGAAUCGCCCGCAAUCAGGCAGUACAAAGGGCUCAGUGAAAUGCUUUGCUCGGUCAUUGACGAUUAUGAUCUGGUUAAUUUCACCAGCUUAGAUGUUACAAGCAAAAGCAGCAUGCUUGAUUUGCUAAAGUUGGCCGAUGUAGCAAACGGAUAUGCCUUUCUCCAAGCUCCUGAUCUAAGGGAUAUCAUCCAAAAAUGA